Messenger RNA from Bufo gargarizans (Asiatic toad), 1591 nucleotides. It is a transcript of the gene TIMM21, whose product is annotated as translocase of inner mitochondrial membrane 21. The record is from RefSeq and is a predicted model, not a curated record. Gene Ontology annotation, biological process: protein import into mitochondrial matrix. Bases 112 to 762 code for a protein of 216 amino acids. NCBI's taxonomy places the organism in Eukaryota, Metazoa, Chordata, Amphibia, Anura, Bufonidae. Gene Ontology annotation, cellular component: TIM23 mitochondrial import inner membrane translocase complex. The transcript is spliced from 6 exons.
ACUACAUCACCCAGAGGGCAGUGCGGCGGUGAGCAGCGGGGCCUGCUGCAGCAGCACACAGGACACAUCAAGUUCAUUGAGUGACUGGCAUGCUGGGAACUGGAGGGAGUCAUGAGUCUGUGCCAGUAUCUGUGGAGGGCAGCGGUGAGGGGUCAGCCGCUCCUGUACUGCCCGCCCCACAGCUGGAGGGCGCCCUCCAUCGGCCGGGUGCAGCACUUCUUCACAGGCAGGCGCUUGCCCCAGGUUCGGGAGCAGAACAAGCGCACUAAUCUGCAAGUCAAGGCUGAAGGGGCCCCUCCACUGACCGCAGCCCAGAAAGUGAAAGAAGCGGGAAGAGACUUUACCUAUCUCAUUGUGGCUCUUAUCGGGGCAGGAAUUACCGGAGGACUUUUAUAUGUGGUGUUCACAGAACUGUUUUCUUCAUCGAGCCCUAGUAAAUUAUAUGGAAAUGCAUUUGAGAAGUGCCGAAAGCACCCCGAGGUUAUUGGAGCUUUUGGUGAACCUAUCAAGGCAUUUGGAGAGACCACAAGGCGUGGAAGAAGACAGCAUGUUGCCUCCAGUGAGUACCUGAAAGAUGGCUUGAGGUGCAUGCGGUUGAAGUUCUACAUUUCAGGUUCAGAGCCAAGAUUGCAAGGAGUCGUGCAUGUGGACUUGAAGGAGAACCCACAAAGCAAGAAGUAUGAAUUUCAGUAUAUAGUGGUUGACAUCGACACUAUUCCACGCAGAACCAUUGUUGUGGAGGAUAAUCGGUAUAUGGAUUAGGAAAGUACUGUGGUAAUGAAAAAGCUUUUCUGGAGUGUUGGAAGCCAUAAGGCUUGCUUUGGCAGGAAAUGUAAUGCCCAGGAUGAGCUGCAAAUGAAUCGUGAUCCGUUUGUUUGGAAGAAGGGAACUGAAAUGAAUCAUGUACCACUGGCAUAUGAAGACUCCUUGACCCUUUAUGCCCACAACAGAAAUCUUGUGCCAGAUACACACAUUGUUCAUAUUGUGAUUUUUUAUUUAUUUUUUUUUUGCAUCUUAACUAUGUGCUUUUUAUGUUUUGAAAGGGGUUGUCUGUUAUUAUAUAUUAUUAUUAUUUUUAUUUUAUUUAUUGAUAACCUAUCCUCAGGACUCCCGGAACCCCACCGAUUAGCUGUUUGAAGAAGAGGAGGCGCUUGUACCAGGCUCUUCGAUGUUACAACUGCAGCAGUGAGCAGGUGUAGUUACAGCAACACCGUCCCAUUCACUUCAAUGCAGCAGCUCCUUCCUGUUCAGGUGAAUAGCAUGAAGCCGUCCUAUUGAAGUGAUUGGGGAUGGAGCAGUUGUAAUUACAGCUGCUCACUGCUGCCGUUGCAACAGCAAGCAGGUAAACAGUAAAGAGAAGGCAACGCUCCUACAAGUGCCUCCUCCUCUUCAAACAGCUAAUGGUGUUGGGAGUCGGAUCCCCCGCCGAUCUGAUAUUGAUGACUGAUCCGGAGGAUAGCUAAUCAAUAUAAAAAAAAUAAAGUGGACAACCCUUUAAGAACAUCGGGGCAUUAAAAUCACCUUAUGCACGGUAAUUAAUUGUAUGCAAACAUGACCGAUCUGGAGAAUAAAGGAUGAGAAUGUUUUGUUA